Molecule: messenger RNA, 2763 nt
Organism: Drosophila santomea
Lineage: Eukaryota; Metazoa; Arthropoda; Insecta; Diptera; Drosophilidae
Gene: B-H1
Product: homeobox protein B-H1
Exons: 3
Coding region: 207-1928 (573 amino acids)
Biological process (GO): regulation of transcription by RNA polymerase II
Cellular component (GO): nucleus
Molecular function (GO): DNA-binding transcription factor activity, RNA polymerase II-specific; RNA polymerase II transcription regulatory region sequence-specific DNA binding
Source: RefSeq, a predicted model, not a curated record
CGUCGCUGGGUGAAAAGUUGAGAAAAGGCCAAACAGAAACAGAAACAGAAACUGAAACAGAAACAGAAAACAAAGUAGAAAACUUGACAGCCAUUGGAAACAGCAGUGAAUGUGCAUUUUUUUAGUGAAGUGUUGAAAGCAAACAUACAUAUUUCGUAUUCAUAAACGAGACGAAAAGGGAGAACGCGUGAAAGCCCCUAAGUCCUAUGAAAGACUCGAUGAGCAUACUCACCCAAACGCCCAGCGAGCCAAACGCAGCGCAUCCCCAGCUGCACCACCACCUCAGUACGCUGCAGCAGCAGCAGCAGCAGCAUCAGCACCACCAGCAGCACCACCACCUCCACUACGGCCUGCAGCCACCGGCGGUGGCGCACAGCAUCCAUAGCAGCAGCACCAUGUCCUCCGGCGGCAGCACCACCACCGCCUCGGGCAUCGGCAAGCCCAAUCGAUCCCGCUUCAUGAUCAACGACAUUCUGGCGGGCAGUGCGGCGGCCGCUUUCUACAAGCAGCAGCAGCAGCAGCACCACCACCACCACCAGCAGUUGCACCACCACAACAACAACAACAACAAUUCGGGCUCCAGCGGCGGCAGCAGUCCCGCUCACAGCAACAGCAACAACAACAACAACAACAGCAUCAAUGGCGACAACUGUGAGGCAGCCAAUGUGGCAGGCGUCGGUGCCCUGCCAACCGCCCUGCACCACCCACAACCGCAUCCGCCCACGCAUCCGCAUCAGCAUCCGCACACACAUCCGCAUGCGCUGAUGCAUCCGCACGGCAAGCUGGGCCACUUUCCACCCACCGCCGGCGGCGGCAAUGGGUUAAACGUGGCCCAAUAUGCGGCGGCCAUGCAACAGCACUAUGCCGCUGCUGCUGCCGCGGCUGCUGCGCGCAACAAUGCAGCUGCUGCUGCUGCUGCGGCCGCCGCUGCUGCUGCUGCUGCAGCUGCGGCUGCUGGUGUGGCCGCACCACCCGGCGACGGUGGGGCGGAUGGCGGGGUGCCACCGGCGGGCGGCGAUCUGGACGACAGCAGCGAUUACCACGAGGAGAACGAGGACUGCGACAGCGGCAACAUGGACGAUCACAGCGUUUGUAGCAAUGGCGGCAAAGAUGACGAUGGCAACAGCGUCAAGAGCGGCUCCACCAGCGACAUGAGCGGUCUGAGCAAGAAGCAGCGGAAGGCGCGUACCGCCUUCACGGACCACCAGCUGCAGACGCUAGAGAAGUCCUUCGAGCGGCAGAAGUACCUCAGCGUGCAGGAGCGCCAGGAGCUGGCCCACAAGUUGGACUUGAGCGACUGCCAGGUGAAGACCUGGUACCAAAACCGCAGAACCAAAUGGAAGCGGCAAACAGCAGUGGGUCUGGAGCUCCUCGCGGAGGCUGGCAACUUUGCGGCCUUCCAGCGACUGUACGGCGGAUCGCCUUACCUGGGCGCCUGGCCAUACGCGGCCGCUGCCGGCGCCGCCCACGGAGCCCCGCCCCACACGAACAUCGACAUCUAUUACCGCCAGGCGGCCGCUGCGGCCGCCAUGCAGAAGCCGCUGCCCUACAACCUGUACGCCGGCGUUCCGUCCGUCGGCGUCAACGUGGGCGUUGGUGUGGGCGUGGGCGUGGGUCCGGCGCCCUUCUCCCACCUGUCCGCCUCCAGUUCGCUGUCCUCGCUGAGCAGCUACUAUCAGAGUGCCGCGGCGGCCGCCUCCGCUGCGAAUCCGGGCGGACCGCAUCCGGUAGCGGCGCCACCUUCCUUGGGCGGCGGCGGAUCUCCGCCCAGCGGGCUGGUCAAACCGAUUCCGGCCCAUUCCGCAUCCGCCUCGCCGCCACAAAGGCCACCAUCGACGCUCAGUCCCACGCUGAAUCCGGGCAGUCCGCCAGGACGAUCCGUCGACAGCUGUUCCCAGUCGGAUGACGAGGAUCAGAUCCAGGUGUGAGCGUUACGCCGUCGGCUGUGUGUGUGUGUGUGUGUGUGAGAGCGUGUGUGUGAGCUUAUCAUCUUGGCUUAUCAACUUGGUCUCAAAAGUGCGAAUAUCCAGGGGAUAUAUAAACUACAUGUUUGGGCUUUACGAAUUUAAGUUACAUAUCACUCGUUUUGUAAAUCUGUCGUAUUGAUAUGAUGUUAUUGUUUCAUAAAACAUAUAAGUUUACGUGGCGUUUAGGUUAUUUAGAUGAAUCAGAAGUGGCAGCAAUCUUGCACCAUAUCACACAUCCCUUUUGUGGUUCAAACUUUAGUACAAAUUUAAGUUUAAAUUUAACAAAAUUAUAUUUGGAGGCAUUUAUAAACUUACAAUCUAAACAAAUUAUUGUUUUAGAUCAUAGAGAACAGCACAAGUGUGUUCAGUAUUUAAAACAAAACCAUGGAAACUUGGUAAAAAUUAUAAAAAACAUUUGUCCAAGUUCAAUAUCCCCAAGAAUUCGCGUUUUUGAACCAGAAGUUAAGCCACGCUUGUGUGUGUGUGUGUGUGUGAGUGUGUGCCUGCGUGUGUAUAUAUUCAUAGCUUUGUGUCUCUGUGUGUGUGCUUAAUUUAUUUGAUUUGCUCUUAGUAACUUAUUCGAAUUGUUUUUAAGGGUUUUUUUUUUUCAAUAUACGAUAAUGAAGUAGAAUUAAGCGAAUAUUUAUUUAAAUGUUGUAAAAACUAGCAGCCAAAAAAGCAAAAUAAUUUUGUAUAGUUAAGCCUAACCACGAAAUGUAUUAUCGAAUAAACCAAUUUUUUUUUUGUCGGUAGCCUAGAACCAUAAACGUUGUAACUGUAAAAUGUAAAGUACAUU